AUGUCGUACAUCGCCCAGAUUUUCGAUCCACUUGGUUUGGUUGGACCGAUUAUAACCGUCGCCAAACUGUUCAUGCAGCGUUUGUGGGGACUUCGAACAGAGAACGGAGAAUCUUUCGAGUGGGAUCGCCCACUACCAGCGUCGUACCAGGCCGAUUGGAAGGAGUUCCAUAGCACGCUGGAUACCAUCGCCACGAUCCAAGUUCCUCGAUACGUGUCUUCCGCCAAUGCCACAUCCUUUCAGUUGCAUUUCUUUUCGGACGCGUCGGAGAAGGCCUACGGCAGCUGCUGCUACAUUCGGUCGGAAUGUGAUGGAGUCGUCCGUGUCGUAUUGCUGACAUCGAAGUCGAAGGUCGCCCCGCUGAAGAGCCACCAUAGCAUUGCCCGUUUGGAACUUUGUGGAGCCGUUCUGUCUGUCAGCCUAUCGGAGAAGGUUAACCGUGCUCUCAAGUUGCCUGCCGAAAUGUUCUUCUGGACUGAUUCCUCGACGGUUCUUCAGUGGCUACAAUCACCGCCCAAUCGCUGGAAGACAUUUGUGGCCAACCGAGUGUCUAAGAUCCAGAAUUCGACCGAUGUAGAUUUGUGGAUGCAUGUUCGCGGAGAAUCGAAUCCAGCCGAUGUUCUGUCCCGUGGAAUAAGUCCGCCUGAGCUCGUCAAUCAUCCGCUUUGGUGGACUGGUUCUCCAUGGCUCCAGUUACCGCCUUCGCAGUGGCCACGAACCGAGUUGUCAGCCUGCCAAACCAGUUCGACGAGUGAGAUGAGAGUUCCAGUUGCUGCGCUUCCAGCUGUCGUGAAGGAUGACGAGUUUGCAGAUCGUAUCUUUGGAAUGUACUCCAGUUACCAAAAACUUAGGCGCUCCAUCGCUCACUGCAUGCGAUACUUCCGCUUGUUGAAAGCUGCUGCACGGAAGACGAAAAUGGACCCAUUCCAAGCGCUUACCACCGCCGAUCUGCAUGAAGCAGAUUUGACACUUUGUCGUCUUGCCCAGAAACAGAGUUUUCCUGAGGAGUUAGCCACCCUAGCAUCGACCGGCCGCCUUCCAUCUUCAUCGCAGUUGAAGUACAUUCGCACAAAACUGGAUUCGGAUGGAGUCAUUCGGAUUAGAGGAGUUCUGGCCAAUGCAAUCGUUCCAGAAGCUACGAAGCAUCAAAUUGUUCUGCUCGCGAAACACCCACUUUCAAAACUGUUGGCGAAGUAUUAUCAUGGGAAUUUACUUCACGCCGGCCCACAACUAAUGCUCGCCACGAUCCGUCAAAAGUACUGGAUCAUUGGUGGACGCAAUCUAGUGCGCCGCACAUUCCAUGAGUGCCACAAAUGUUUCCGAUGCAGACCAAAGAUGAUCCAGCAAAGUAUCGCAGAUUUGCCUACGUCCCGUGUUGCGCCCCGAAGACCGUUUGCCGUUUCUGGUGUGGACUAUUGCGGACCAGUUUACAUCAAGUCUCUCGUCCGUAACCGAGGCCCAACGAAGGCAUACGUUUGCAUCUUCGUUUGCUUUACCACACGUGCCGUUCACAUCGAGUUGGUGUCUGAUCUCUCCACGCCGGCCUUCAUCGCUGCUCUUCGCCGAUUUUCUGCCCGCCGAAACUUUCCCCACGAGAUCCACAGCGACAAUGGCACUGCGUUCCGAGGUGCAAACAACGAGUUGCACAGAAUUUACCAGAUGCUGAAAACCGAACACGGAGGACGCAAGAACAUCCUGGAUUGGUGUGCAGAAUCUGGAGUUGCGUGGCAUUUCAUACCACCUCGAUCGCCCCAUUUCGGAGGUCUAUGGGAAGCAGCAGUGAAAUCAGCGAAGCACCAUCUAUUGAGAGAAAUAGGCCACUCCAACAUUUCCUACGAAGACAUGACGACGUUACUAGCCGAGGUGGAGAUGUGUCUGAACUCCAGACCCUUGAUUCCGAUGCCAACCGAAUCCGACGAGUUAGAAGCCCUGACACCUGGACAUUUCCUUGUCGGUGAAAGCCUGCGAUCUCCACCCGAAGAAGACGUCGCAACUGUUCCGGACAAUCAACUGUCGCAUUGGAAGCUCACGCAGAAACGGUUCCAACGAAUCUGGCGUAGAUGGUACCCAGAAUAUCUGCAGCAGCUUCAAGCCCGAGCCACCAAGCACCGUAGACCAUCAACUGUAAUCCAGCCCAACCAAAUGGUGAUCAUCCAAGACGAUCUGCUUCCGCCAGCCCAAUGGCCACUAGGGAUCAUCACAGCCGUUCAUCCUGGGAAAGACGGCGUCGUACGAGUGGUCACCUUACGCACUGCGAAGCGAGAUGUCGUUUCCAGGUGUGUCAACAAACUUGCUCUGUUACCCGUACCAGAACAACCCGAACCCAAUCCAGCUGAUGAGCAGCCCGUUGGAGAACCGGUCACCGCAGUUCCUGAAAACAACCAAUGA
This is a messenger RNA of Uranotaenia lowii, 2388 nucleotides long. RefSeq lists its product as uncharacterized. Gene Ontology annotation, biological process: DNA integration. The record is from RefSeq and is a predicted model, not a curated record. Lineage: Eukaryota; Metazoa; Arthropoda; Insecta; Diptera; Culicidae. The coding region runs from base 1 to 2388 and encodes 795 amino acids. Gene Ontology annotation, molecular function: nucleic acid binding. The transcript has a single exon.